AUGGUUCGGAAACAGCAGGAUACGAACAACCAACUCGUUUCCUUCAGGAGGAGAAGAAUUGAGUGCAACAACAAACAAAGUAAUGUUUUCGGUAAAAAAAGAAACAACGUCAAAAAAGGUAGAAUUUUGAAUAUGAAAGCUUGUGAACAUUCCGCUGCUGGCAAACAGAUUCAAUUUGAAUUGUUCGGCUUUGAUUUCAUUCAUAAAGGAAAAUGUCAAUGGCAAUCAAUGAAACGUAAAGAUAUCUUCAACAAUGUCUAUUAUGCAGAUUCCCUAAAAAGAGAUAUCGUAAUGAAUGAAGAUUGGAAAGCAGCCAUUUUUUCGGGAAGGCAACAAAACGAAACUGAGGAAAAGCAAUGCAAAAAGUCACGUCAUUUCACUUCAUUGUUGAUGUCCUCAUUAUAA
Molecule: messenger RNA, 405 nt
Organism: Clunio marinus
Lineage: Eukaryota; Metazoa; Arthropoda; Insecta; Diptera; Chironomidae
Source: the annotation of a GenBank genome assembly